Messenger RNA from Cucurbita moschata (crookneck pumpkin), 672 nucleotides. RefSeq lists its product as uncharacterized. The coding region runs from base 7 to 525 and encodes 172 amino acids. Lineage: Eukaryota; Viridiplantae; Streptophyta; Magnoliopsida; Cucurbitales; Cucurbitaceae. The record is from RefSeq and is a predicted model, not a curated record. The transcript is spliced from 2 exons.
GGAAAAAUGGAGGUCGGCGGAGGAGGAGAUGGAGGUUUUAGUCCUCGCGCCAGCGUAGAAGACAUACAGAGACGGCUGCUUCGACCGUCGUCGAUUCACUCACCACCUCCGACGCCGUUUUCUCGCGGCAAAGAUGUUCAAGGUCGAAAUUCAUCGCAGUUCGAGGCGAAUGCCAUGGGGCUUUAUCGUAAACAAGAAGCAAAAGAAGGAGAAACUGCGAGAAGGAAGAGGAAACUCGAAGAUUACUUGGAUCCGGUUCUUCUCUCUGCGGUUUCUUCGAAGAUCAGUCGUGCGCAGAAGGUUCCUAAGAUGAAGGUAAAGAGAGAGGUUAGGGAUUUUGAGUGGCCCGUCGCUGAAUUGAGGAUGUUGAUGGAUGAUUCGACGGUCGGAAAGGGGAAAAUUAAUACUGUUAAUCUCGGUAAUGACUCUGAUAAUCUCACAGAAAAUAAUGAAGAAGGAGAUGUUAAAUUCUCUACUCCGUUUCAAAAAUUUGAGCAGACUGCGUUGGUACUGUUCGAAUUAUGAACUGAAAUUGAAAUAUUAACUAACAAAUGUAGGAAUGUACAAAACUGGAUAGAAAUAAAGAAGAUCGGAGGCUUGUUUCUGUUUAUUUGCAUUUUGUAGUCAUACAAAGGGCCCUCUCUCGGUCUGAGAUGAAUUCUUCAUCCCAAU